AUGUCUUGGAUUGCUUUUCCCGCCCUUCUGAUACUCUUCUUUACCUCGUGUACGCCGAUUUCAGUACAAUUCAAGCCUUUUAUUCGCACUAUUUGGCCACAGCCCGCUGCUGCGAGUGCCUCGCGCGAUGGACUCCUCAGAACUGAUGAACUAAUCGUAUCAAGUGAGAAAUUCUUCAUCGAUCGUCGGGAAAAGACCGUAUUGCAAUGCGAAGCAUGCCUAGAUCCGGAUGACCUGGCGGAGGUGCGGCAGGUUACUUCCUGGGAGGCGUUCCGAAGCAAGACGCUCAGCGACACGACCCCGUUUGAGAUAUCACUCAUCGAACCAACGCUCUGCCACUUGCGCCAGUUCACAGACACGUUUGACACCACGCUGGCCGCUGGCCUCAGGGCAGACUUCUUUUGGGGAAUCCUCAAUCUGCUUCUCAAGGUUACAGCCGAGGAUCCCACAGCCCUCAACAGGAUCCCCAGAAUGAUCAAAUCCGUGGGCUACAAGGCAGAAGCUUUCAUGGCGCUAUAUGCGCUAUACGCAACGUCACUCGAAAAUCGGGGCAAGAUGAACGAGGCUUGCUUUGACAUCCAAGCCCAGCUGGUACGCUUCUUCACCGCUGCGAUCCAAUCUCUGCGCGGCAAAAAAGAGAGCACAACUACCCAUGACGAGGGCGAUUCCUGGCAGCUGCUUGAACGACGCUUUACGUCGACCAAACAGGAGCUCACCGAGACACUGGCGCGAGUGGAGGGGCUCGCUGCUGUUCGUAGCAGGGCCGACCACGGCAGCAGCGCGGCGACGACGCCCCGCCUCCGCUGCUUGAUGAUCCCGACCAGGGAAGUCCCCCGCUGCUUCCACAGGGCUGACAUGUUCGACAGGAUUGACCAGGCCCUGGGCGGAUCGGGAUCAAGUACCGCCUUUCGUUCGGUGGCGCUGUACGGGAUGGGCGGCAUUGGGAAGAGCUCCGUCGCGGCAAGCUACAUUGCGCGCAGGUUUGAGGAGGGCGAGUAUGACGCCGUCUUCUGGGUGUAUGGAGAAACAAAGGCAUCGCUGCGUCAGAGCUUCACGGAUAUUGCAACGCGGUUGAGGCUAGACGGUACAAAGCCAACUCUUCACGACGAUAAUCUUAUCCUGGUUCAGAACUGGCUUCAAUCGACAGAAUGCAAAUGGUUGAUUGUAUACGACAAUGCGGAAUCGGCUGAUCUACUGACGACCUACUGGCCGGAGACGAGCCAUGGCAGGGCGAUCAUCACCACCCGAAACCAUGCCCUGGCCUACGAACCUGCCUCUGCCGGCCUGGAGAUGACCUCUUGGGACGAGCGAGAGGGAUCCGAGUUUCUGUUGUUUCUUCUCAAGGACAGGAUUGGCAAGGACAUUGAGGCGGAAGGCCUCUCGGCAUGCGAAAUCUCCAAGAAGCUCAGCGGCCAUGCACUGGCCCUCUCCAGUGCGGCCGGGCUCAUCCAGAGACGAUCCUGGUCCAUUGCCGAGUACAUGCGCGUCUAUCUGGAGAACCCGAGAGGAGCCCAGGAAAACGAAAUGCAAGCUCUGUGGGACCUGACCUUUUCGACACUGGACAAGGACAGCCGAACCCUUUUGGGUAUUGCGUCCUUUCUUGUCUCGGAAUACAUCCCACAAGUGUUAUUCGAGUUGGGCGGUGAUGCUGACUUGUCAGACGACCUGCAAUUUUGCACCAAGGCCUCUAGGUCAGUAUGCCUUUCGCAACAUCGAAUGGGCCCGUGGCUACUGCACACCGGCGUCUCCGCGGCCAUCAAGGCGCUUUCGGCGCUUGCUCUCAUCAAGCAAGACACGGAUGCCCGCACAUUCUCCUGCCAUCGCAUGGUGCAGACGCAGUUCCGGUUGUACCUCCCCCUCGAAGAGCGACAGACGGCCUUUUACCAUGCAGCCGAUCUCCUGUACCGAGCGUUUCCCAAGCAGACGGAUGCAAACUCCCACCAGCUGUAUCGGCACUGGAACGAAUGCAAUCAACUGUUGCAGCACGUGCUCAGCCUCAAGGACAAUUUCAAGCAAGACCCCAACCUCUGCGACGGGUCCAAGGUCUCGACCUUUUGCGAGCUGUUGAGAGACUGCCAAAGAUAUCUCUUCGAAGCAAAUGCGCUAGACGACCUUGACGAUACUUGCAAAGUCAGCCUUUUAGCAGCAAAGGCGCUCGAUGACAAAGAGAAGGCGGCAGACCUCAUUGCAUGGACGCUCUCGAUGCAGGCCAACAUGUACGAAAGCAUCGGCAGGGUCGAAGAGGCGAUUGCGCUCAACCGGAGAGGCUACGAGAUGAGGCUCGGCGAGACGCCGCCCAAGGGCGGGCUGCUCGGCGGAUUCCAGCAAAACCUGGCCUACAACUACAACACGGCCAACCAGCACGAGACGGCGCUCGAGUGGUUUGAAAAGGCCAAAGAGCAGUGGACCGCGCAUAACGUCCAGCAAGGACGGGAAGCAGACUGGCCAGCAGUGACGAAGAAGAACACGGCGCGAUGCCUGGUCUACCUGGGCCGCCACUCCGAGGCCGAAACGUUGCUCAACGACUCUAUUGUCCAGUUCAAGGCGGAAAAGGUCUUGAACUGGGCCAUGCUUGCCUACGCAUAUUUCGUUCAAGGCACCCUGCAGCGCAAGACCAACAGGCUCGAAGCGGCGGAAGCCAGUUUCAUCGGGGCGCAGAACCUGUGGCUGCGAGGCGACCACACAAAACUGCAUCCAUUCUACGCCGGCUGCAUCUACAAGACCGGAGUGCUCUGCCUCGAGCAAGGCAAAGUCGCGGCCGCCGUGAAGUACCUUCGCGAAGCAAUGGACAUGACCAAGUUCCACGCCAAAGUCAUGCCUGUUGAGCACGCUCGCUGUCUAUUCAAGCUGUCAGAGGCUCUGGCGCAAGAUGGAUAUGCCGGCCACGCGGAGGAGGGCAGAGGCCUGCGAGACGAGGCGGAGAUGUUUCUGUCGCGCAGGGAUCCCCAGGCGACAGAGUUUGGCAAGGAAGAUUGCUAUGAUGUGUUUGUGCCCAUCUUUUGGCGCUAG
This is a messenger RNA of Cordyceps militaris CM01, 3009 nucleotides long. RefSeq names its product pfs domain-containing protein. Gene Ontology annotation, molecular function: protein binding; ADP binding. Bases 1 to 3009 code for a protein of 1002 amino acids. The record is from RefSeq and is a predicted model, not a curated record. The transcript is spliced from 9 exons. Lineage: Eukaryota; Fungi; Ascomycota; Sordariomycetes; Hypocreales; Cordycipitaceae.